AUGAGCGCCUAUCUACCCUUCCAGCCCACGAGCAUGGUCCACUUUAGUCCCACUGGAAUGGGCCACAGCCUCUCAAGCGUUCCAAGUCAUAGCGACGGACCGCCCCCAGCAGGACAAACAGGCGCAGGCGCCUUCCUCUCGCCGUCGUCCAGCACGUGUCUCAUUUGUUAUAACGCACACGCAGACGUGCUGCUCGAGCCAUGUCAUCACCAGUUCCACGCGCGCUGCAUUGAGCACGCGCUGGCCAAGGACAAUGCCUGUCCGACGUGCUGGACGCCUGUUCGGACGCCACGGAGGCUGUUGACCCAGCAGCAGCAGCAGCAGCACUAUAGGGCUCAGCUGUCCAUGCAGCAGCGGGGUGGACUCUCUCACGGUAAUGGCAGUUACUCGGUGGAUUCGAAGACACACGUGCUGGAAAAUGGAAGCAGUGAAGUAACGCUACCGUCGCCGUCUCAUUCGACUUCGAAUAGUAGUAGUGGUAGUAGUGGUAGUACUACUACUAGUACUACUAUUGCUAGUGCUACCGACUCGAGCGGGCAGACGGUGCGGACUGGUGGUGGUGGUAGUGCCGUGCCGGUGGCGGUGAUGCGAAAGGGCAAGUGGACGGCGGAAGAGAGCGCGUAUUGUGACCGAUUGAUUGAAGAGUUCAAAAAAGGCAACUUGCCGCUGGCAGAAGGGACAACGUUGCGCACGUUUUUGUCCAAGUUGUUGCAUUGUGACCCCAUGCGGAUUUCGAAAAAGUAUACAGGCGACCAAUGUAUUGGCAAGAUUAUUUUCCGUCGACGGGAGGACGAAGUGGUCAAGGACGAUGUCGAGGCAAUUCGCAAGGAACUGGCGGAGCUGGAAAAGACGUAUUUGGAACGGGAGCAGUAUAACCAGCGACGACGGGAGAAACGACUCGAGUCGGAGCUGUCUCGUGAUAAAAACCGCUUUGCUGCCGCCAGAGCCAUGGGAUACGCACCAACAGCAGUCUCAGGCGCUGCAACUGGCGGCCGGUCGCCCCAUACACCGUUACCGCAACAAUUGCAACAUCAAGUACAACAGCGACAAGAUGGGGGUGGCUUUUCGCCUGGUUCUGUCCAGUCGAUGAGUCAGCACGAUACGCGACCGAUACUUCUGCAAGAGCCACUUACUGGAGGAUACGGCCCCCUCGGUCGAGGAGGAGGUCUCCUGCCCGUCCAGCCACCGCUUCAUCCUCCGCAACAGCCGACUCAUACUGCCUCGUCUCAUUUAUUUACUACUGACCAUAGCAGCAUGGCACUGCUGGGCAUUGCAGGCGCGCCAGCUGCUCAAAGUCAAGGCCAUGGACAUGCUCAAGACUCGAGACCAUCUGGUGGUAGCAACCCGUCCAUGGACGGCAGCUCAACUGACGCGUUUCCUCGCGUCUCGUCCAUCGACAGUUUCUCGUGCUUGUUCCCUCGCGUGGCCAGCAUUGACAAUUUCCAACACGCGGCGUCAUCAGGGUUCGGGGUCCUCACGUCCAGCGGCUCGUACGCGUUAACGACGGAGCCUCUAACGUCAACAAGCAGCGGGUUUGACACGCCGUCGCCUGGGCUGCCAAAGCCGCUGUCUAUUGGCGAGAGCUUGAACACUUAUUUCCCACGUAUCCAGUCGCUCGAGCAGCUGUCGCAUCUGCUGCAGGAUCACGGUCCCAGUAGUCCCCGUGGGGCUAUGACGGCUUUAAACUCACGCGAGGCAAUGGAAAAGAAGGCAGAAGACACUGCGAAACAGCAGCAUACCGAGGAGAGUGCCGUCUCGGGGAGCAGUCGAAGAAACAGUGGCGAGAAGGAGGGACGUGAGGAGCAGCACCGGGAUGAUGACCGGGUCAAGACCGAGCCAAGUGCUUGUGUCAGCAGCGAUUCUUCUAGCUCCAGUGUCGAGUCGGCUGCAGCUAUUGGAGGCACGAGCAGCGCUGCGAGCUCUGGAGGGACGAAACGGCUGAGUCCUAGUCACAACGCUUCAGCUUCGUCUGAAUUGGGGAACCAGAUCCAGAUCCCGAAACCGCUGAAUAAAAUGCCGCGGAGCUCGUCGGGGAUCUUCCCGCGCGUGCCGUCGAUGGACAAAAUGUCUCAGACUGCCUCUGUUGAUAAACUCCCUCGUGUCGCUUCGCUGGAGAAACUACCGCGGAUUCCAUCGAUGGAUAAACUCCAUUCAGUGGGCGGUAGCGAGCAACGGAUUCCAAGGGUUCCUUCGAGUGACAUGAUGGCGCGUGUGCCGAGCUCCGAUAUGCUGUCGCGCUUUGGCUCAAGCGACCAUCUCAGCAGCUUUCCGUCGUUUUCAAACUUGAGCGCACUUUCAUCGAGUGCUUCGUACGACAAGUUGAGCUCGCUGGGUGGGUUCAAGUCGGGCUUUCCGCGUAACUCGUCGAUCGAGGACAUUUUGUCUCUCGUUGCGUCGUCCGAGUCGACAGGUCUGUCAUCGAAUGGCUCGGCCUUGCAGUUGAGCGCACUGGCUGCAGUUGCUGGCGAGGAGUCAUCCCACCUUGCUAAUGAACGGAAACGGCGGCUGGAGAGCUCGCAGCAGGACACGCCGCUGACGGCUGACAAUAAGAAGAGCAAGUUGUCGGCCUGA
Molecule: messenger RNA, 2571 nt
Organism: Peronospora matthiolae
Lineage: Eukaryota; Oomycota; Peronosporomycetes; Peronosporales; Peronosporaceae
Source: the annotation of a GenBank genome assembly